AUGCGUUCUGCUCUUUCUCAUCGAGUUGAUCCAAAUGAAUUGAAGGCAGGAGACCAUAUUUACACUUGGAGGACUGCCUACACUCAUCAUGGUGUUUAUGUUGGCAAGAACAUGGUUGCUCACUUCAUUGCUCCAGAAAACAAGUCUGGCUCUGUUUCUAGUGGGAGGUUAUUGCAUUCUUCUCACGCAUUUAAAUUAGCUUCAUGUUCAAAAUCUGCUGCUGGCCCUAGCCCUGCUCCAGAACUUUCACACCUUAAGAGUUUAGAAUAUUAUGGGAGCUCUACUUUGAACUGUUCUCGCUGCAGCUUAGCUUCAGAUCAGAAUCUUUUUUCAUGUUUGAGCCUUCCCGAUUGUGGAUUUAGGCUAGCCGACAGUGGAGUGGUCAUCUCUUGUUUAGACUGUUUCGUUGGAACUGGAAAAUCACGCAUGUAUCGGUAUGGAGUGACAACAGCAGGGUAUUAUUGCAAAGUCCGUGGCACGUGCACCACUGCGCAAUCGGAUCCACCUCAGGAAGUGAUUCAUAGAGCAAUGUAUUUGUUGCAGAACAAUAUAUUUGGGGAUUAUCAUCUCUUCAGGAACAACUGUGAGGAUUUUGCUUUGUAUUGCAAGACAGGUCUUUUGAUUAAGGGCGAUUCCUCUACCGGAUGCAGUGGUCAGACUUUUUGGAAACCUGACCUUGGUUUACGACAUGAUGUCGCCAAGGUUGAGGUGGAAGACAUGCCGUCGUUUCGUGCUGAACUCUGA
Messenger RNA from Erigeron canadensis, 744 nucleotides. Its product is annotated as protein LEAD-SENSITIVE 1-like. Lineage: Eukaryota; Viridiplantae; Streptophyta; Magnoliopsida; Asterales; Asteraceae. Bases 1 to 744 code for a protein of 247 amino acids. The record is from RefSeq and is a predicted model, not a curated record. The transcript is spliced from 2 exons.